Molecule: messenger RNA, 2271 nt
Organism: Penicillium alfredii
Lineage: Eukaryota; Fungi; Ascomycota; Eurotiomycetes; Eurotiales; Aspergillaceae
Gene: triA
Exons: 3
Coding region: 1-2271 (756 amino acids)
Biological process (GO): 7-methylguanosine mRNA capping; polynucleotide 5' dephosphorylation
Cellular component (GO): mRNA capping enzyme complex
Molecular function (GO): polynucleotide 5'-phosphatase activity
Source: RefSeq, a predicted model, not a curated record
AUGGAUUUGCGCACGAUCAUGAAUAGCGACGCCGGCGGCGCCUCCAACCCCCCGCCUGCCACACAAUCCUCUGGCCCUCCAUCUGAUGCAUCUCAUCAAUCGCGCGCCCAACCACCCUCCUAUCCUGACUAUGCAGCGCGCCCACAGCCUCCGCUGUUGCACACAUCGCCGAGCCAGUCGUCACCCUAUGGCCCAACCCAGUCGCCAUACCAGCAGUUCAGCGCCCCAAAACUGAACACCGCAGUGCAGUCCCAGCGAAGCCAGAGCCCCCCACAUGUAUCCGCUCCAUAUGGGCCAGGUGCGCGAGAUCCCUAUGGCGCCGCAUACCCGAAUCCGCAACACCCCGCCGGCCCGUUGGCGUCGCCGUAUACGCCGCAGCCCAUGAGCGCAGGGCCACAGUAUCCAGAGCAGUCAUCACAAUUUGCCCAGCAACGAUCGCACUCGCUUCAGUCCGUCAUGACCAAUCCGCAUGCCCCGAACGAAAGCUUCCGUCCUCAAGACAGCCCUCCGUCUGCAUCGCAACCUCUGCCAUCACAACAGUUUUCGCCUUCUGCGCACCGCUCUGUCCCUGACACUCCUCUCGGUCCUCCUCCUGCCUUUUCCACCCACCAAUCCCCAUUGUCGACGCGACCUCAGUCCUCUGGUCGUGAUUCCCCGCGCAACCCGUUAUCCAGCCCACGACCCGCGGUAGAUAUCCAAUCCCGGGAACCAGGCCCAACGCAGUCCCCAGUGACCCAGCGGCAGUUCUCUCCGCGCGGCUCCCGGCCACCCGAGCUACCCUCCCAUCCUCAUCCGGCGAACCUCAAACCGGAGCCCCGAGAGAGUGCCAGUCCCAAAACCGUCUCCCGCCAGAAUAGCGCUGCUGCGACCUCUGAAGAUCGAAGGUGGAAUGAGAGUCCCACAAGUUCUUUGCAUCCCGGGGCGGGGUCAGAUGUGCGCGCGUCACCCAGUGCUCUAGGCCACACCCCGAUCAAUAGUUCUCCUUCAGGCCCAGGGGUGGGUGCCCACCCCCUGAAGAUGGAGGUGGACCACGAGCAAGAACCUCGUCCCGAGAUCCAGCCGCCCAGGCCCAAGAGAAGAAGAUAUGAUGAGCCUCCAGUUUAUGCCCAGAGGUCGGUCCGUACCAAAGGCAAAUGUCCUGUCAUUCCGAAAUGUCAGCCACCGAUCCCAAAGCAUGCGAGGAAAGCAUAUCAUGAUUCCUGGGCCACUCGCAGACAAUCAUCACCAGGGGCUGGAUCUGCCGUGCCUGCUCCAACGCGAGCUAUUCCUGGUCCCGCUGCACAAUCACCGACUACAAAUGGACCAUCGUCACAGCCUCCCUCAUUGAACCCCCCGCCGUUGAACCCUCCGAAAGUGGGUUCCCUGGGGCGUUGGGAGCCAUCAAUUUCUGGAUAUAUUCCAUACGAAGAGGUUACCAAGUUGCUCUGUGAUUUCCUCUUCCAGCAUGUAGUCAUGAGAAACGAUGUGGCGGCCGGGCCCGCUGGCUCUGCCGCCGCAGGACAAGGGGCAAUCAUUGAGGUAGAGGCAAAACUAGGUCAUGUCAUGGACAUGGAUCGAGGAGAUAGGCUUCGCCUGCCGGUUCUGACGGAGACUGCCAUAAACCGGGAGAACUCACGGUUUCGGACAUCGUUUGAGAGUAGCAUGACCAUCGAGCAACACCGCGCCAUGAAUAACUUCUUGAACGAGACGGUGAAAGCAUCUCUACCGCAGAGUGGCCCGAAUCGCAUUCCCCUCUCGUAUGCCCACAAGAAGGAGCGUGACACAUUCUAUGAGGUCUCGCCGGCUGAGCUGCCCCCGGUCAUCCGCCAAAACUUGAACCCACGGCACAAGCCCAAGGUUCGUGUGACAACCGACCAACGCACGGGUGAGGUCCUUGCCAAGAUCAUCAAGUGCCGCGUCGCCGAUAUCGAUGUGAGCAGCCCGCGCACCACGGUAGAUUGGCGCGUGAGUGUCAAUCUCGAAAUGGAAUACCCGGGUGAUGUACAUCACCUUCCCGUGGUCGAUGCAAGCAAGGGUGGUCGAGGCGAGCGCAAUAAGGAUCGUAUGAGCUAUCGGCAUCUGGCAUAUCAGAUCGAUUUGACUCAGGUAGCCAGAGCGGAGCCUCCAACGAAGAAUGAUUUCGAACACGAACUCGAAAUCGAAGUCUCUGGCGCCGAAAUCCGCCGCCAGGGUCAGCUUGCUAUCUCGGGCGAUCCGACCAACCAGUACGAAGACCUCAUCAAGGGUUUUGUGGAUAAUAUCCGCAUUCUGGCUCGGGCUGUGCCCCCGUGA